UUUGAUACUCUGAUUAAAACUUGGUAGGGUGAAAAACUGAGGAAAGAAAAUGAUGGAGAUCUCUAUUAUUGAAAAUGUCGAGAGGCUAUGGGAUUUAUGGAACAUCAGAUCAUUCAUUAUUUUAAGCCUCUCGCUGCAGGCUUUCUUAAUUUUGUGUGCACCGCUAAGAAAAAUAACAUGGAGAAAAUGGGGAAUAUUACUUUGGUCAGCAUACUUGCUCGCAGACUGGGUAGCCAGCCUCGCCAUUGGGUCCAUCUUAAGCAACGAGAAGAAAAGUGCUACUAGAAGUAGUGACAUCCAGGUGUUUUGGGCACCCUUUCUCCUGUUGCACCUCGGGGGUCCGGACACCAUUACUUCCUUUGCUCUUGAGGAUAAUCAGUUUUGGGUGAGGCACCUGCUUGGGCUUGCAUUGCAGGUUGGUUCUACGCUCUAUGUCUUCAUCUUGUCCUUCCCAAAGAACAAGCUGUGGCUCCCAACCAUCCUAGUGUUGAUUGCAGGAAUAAUCAAAUAUGCAGAGCGAAACCGUGCCUUCUAUCUCGCAAGCUUUGACCAUCUUGGAGGCAAUUGGGUGGCCAGCAAAUGGGAAGAUGGAAUUCACAUUCCAGAACAAUUCCAAAAGAUGGACAGCAGGGUAACUUUUGAUGAUGGUUUCAGGUCAAAACUGUGGAGUGCAGUUCACCACUUAGGCAGUAUCAAGAUGACACUUGUAGGUCCUUCUUUAACUCAAACUCAAUGCUCUGAUAUCAGAGACACCUUUCUUCAAGAAAAGGCACUUGAUGCAUUACAAAUAAUGGAGAUUGAGCUAAGCCUCUUGUAUGAGAUCCUCCAUACCAAGUUGCCUGUGGUUGAUUGCAAGACUGGAUACGUCUUCAGGGUUAUAAGUCUGGUUUGCAUUCUGGCAGCCUUGUUGUCAUUCUCAUUACUUAAGAAGCACUAUGAGCUGUUUGACAUCUUGCUUACCUAUGGAUUGCUGGUCGGUGGCUUCGCGUUGGAUUUGAUAUCUAUCAUCUUGCAGUACUUCUGCUCCGAUUGGAUACUUGUUGCUCACUUGCAAAACAAGAACUCUCCAUUCAUUGACAGGAAAAGAUCGUUGGAGGUGUUUAGAGGGUUACGAUGUUUGUCUUCCCAGGAAUUCAGAAAAGACAAAGAAUGGUCCUUCAUUUUCGAGGAAGUGAAGCAAUUGAAUGAGCAUUUAAGUCAACAACUCAAGAAAAGCUCGUCUAAGACGGUACUAGAGGCCAAGGAAGUUUGGUUAAAAAGCCGUGAUCGAGUUCUUAUGAAAUUCACAAAUUUUAAGGAACUCAAGCAGACUGUCGAAAAUUUAGACUACACGAAAAGCAUUCUAACAUGGCAUAUAGCAACUGAAUUAUGCUACCAAGUAGACCUAGGGCCUAAGUCUGAUGAGGACAAAGCAAUGUGCAAGAAAUUUUCAGAUUAUAUGUUCUAUCUUGAAGUAAUGCAACCCACUAUGAUGGCAGCGGUAUCAGUCAACUGGAAAAUGGUAUUUGAAGACACACUGCGGCAGACCAAGUCCUUUGUAAGAAGGACAAUCUCAAAUGAACAGGAAGCUAGCAAAGAAAUCUUUGAACAGGGAAUGAAUAAAGCGAGAAGAAGGGAAAAAAUCCUUGGAAUGAACUCUGUGUUGGGUUCUGCAAUUGAUCUUGCUCAAAAGCUGAAGAAGCCGCCGGACGCUGCUUGUCCGUGGGAGUCAAUGAGCAAAGUUUGGGUACAACUAAUGUGCAUUGCUGCUAUUAAUUGCAGGCCAAGUGUACAUGCACAACAACCAAGUAAGGGCGGAGAACUUCUCACAUUCGUUUGGUUGUUCAUGAAUCACAUGGGGCUCGAAACUCACUUUUCAACCCAUUACUAAGAUUAUUAGUGACUUUCAUGAAACUGUUCACCAAAGUUUGAUUCUUUACGUAUGUCUUUCUUUGUUAGCCACUGCUACAUUGUCAUGUUUAGUGCAUUAGGGUUCUGUAUCUUUGAUUCAGUGGUUCAUUCGAUCAUGUUUAAUUG
This is a messenger RNA of Rubroshorea leprosula, 2016 nucleotides long. The record is from the annotation of a GenBank genome assembly. Lineage: Eukaryota; Viridiplantae; Streptophyta; Magnoliopsida; Malvales; Dipterocarpaceae.